Molecule: messenger RNA, 250 nt
Organism: Ambispora gerdemannii
Lineage: Eukaryota; Fungi; Glomeromycota; Glomeromycetes; Archaeosporales; Ambisporaceae
Source: the annotation of a GenBank genome assembly
UAUCGAUAUUUUGGAGUUUGCCAGAGUUAGCAAUGAAGCUGGUCGUGUCACUAACGACGUGCAAAAUAUUACACAACAAAGAACUGGAUCUCUCAAACAAUUCUUUAGGGCAAACUUUUUCGAAUUUAUUAACGACGGCUUCCAUAGAGGAAUCGACAGAAAUACUCGCCGACCAAGUUUCCAGUUCCAUAGUCGUAAUCGUUUCCAAACGAUUUCUGGAAAUCGUCACCAUAUACGUAGCAGACUAUAG